CAACGACCUUCACUUCCUAACUUUCUCUCUCCCAAAAUGUCUUUAUUUCUUCUACAAACUACAUUUCUCUUGUUCCACCAGCAACCCAUUUUCUCAAAAGAGAAAUGGCUUUGUUGCAACCAUUUUUCUCUGACACUUCUCUCUCCAAGACCCUCCAUUUCUCACACCCACGCCUCACAUCUCAAAGAACAAGAACAGUGGUCUCUCUCCUACAACCACUGAAACCUUAUCAAAAUCCCAGACAAGUAAAGAAACAAUGGGCAAAGAGCCAUGCAGUUGCAGAGAUUGGUGGUGGGGUUUCAGUGGAAGGUGAAAAUGAUCAAAGUAUUCUUGUGGAUCGAUCUAGUCAAGAAGAAGUAAGGGGUGUGAGGGAAGUGGUGGAUUAUGACUGGACUGAAGAAUGGUACCCUCUAUAUCUCACCAAGAAUUUACCAGAUGAUGCUCCUCUGGGCCUCACUGUCUUUGACAAACAGAUUGUAUUGUAUCGUGAUGGCAAUGGUGAGCUUCGUUGUCACGAAGAUCGGUGCCCCCACAGGUUGGCAAAACUUUCUGAAGGUCAAUUGAUUGAUGGAAAACUGGAAUGUCUAUAUCACGGCUGGCAGUUUGAAGGUGAGGGCAAGUGUGUGAGGAUACCACAGCUUCCUGCAAAUGCCAAAAUUCCUCUAUCAGCUUGUGUCAAAACUUAUCAGGUGAAGGACUCGCAAGGAGUUGUUUGGAUAUGGAUGUCUCUCAAUACACCACCAAAUCUUAAAAAACUUCCUUGGUUUGAAAACUUUGCCAGGCCAGGGUUUCGAGAUAUCUCAACAAUCCAUGAACUUCCAUAUGAUCACUCCAUUCUUCUAGAAAACCUCAUGGAUCCAGCUCAUGUCCCUAUCUCACAUGAUAGAACAGAUUGGUCUGCAAAAAGGGAAGAUGCCCAACCAUUACUCUUUGAGGUAGCUGAAAGGACAGAUCGGGGAUUUGCAGGCUGGUGGGGCAUAGAGAAGGACCAAUCCAUGCUAAACUUCUUACGAUUCGAAGCACCAUGUGUUCUUCAGAAUAAUAGAGAAAUUGUUGACAAGAAAGGAGAGAGACAAUAUUUUUCAGGACUCUUCCUUUGUAGACCAUCUGGACAAGGGAAGUCCAUGCUCAUUGUGAGGUUCGGAAACACAACGAAGCCCCCUUUGUUAGUCAAAAUAUUCCCUGAAUGGUACUUCCACCAGAAUGCCAGCAAGGUCUUUGAGCAAGAUAUGGGAUUCCUCUCAUCCCAGAACGAAGUUCUAAUCAAAGAAAGAGUUCCCACAAAGGAACUGUAUAUUAACUUAAGGUCCUCGGAUACAUGGGUGGUCGAGUACAGGAAGUGGAUGGACAAAGUUGGGCAUGGCAUGCCUUAUCAUUUUGGGCACAGCACCAUUUCACCACCCUUAGAGCCUGCUGUGGUGGAACACGCACCAGCUGGCUUGUUUGCAAGCAUUUCAGCAUCUUUACCGGCAAAGGGAGGAAUUGGAACAAUGCAUGCACCAAACCUCGCGAACAGAUAUUUUCGACAUGUAAUACAUUGCAAGGGAUGCAGCAAUGUUGUUAAAGCUUUUCGAGCAUGGAAAAAUGCCCUCUCUAUUGUCGCUCUCGUGUCAACUGCAUUGGCAAUUUUAAUAUCUGGAAGGCAAUGGAAGGCCCUUCUUUUGUUUUCAACGACCAUGUGCUUGGCUGGAGUGUACAUGUGCUCAACCGCAAUUUCAAUGAAUACAACCAACUUCAUAAGAACACACAGAAGAUUGUGAGCCAAGAACGUGUAAUUGUAUGGGUUUCUUCGAUUAUUCUGAGUAAAAAAUCAUGUACAAGUACGGAUGUUGUGUGAUGCUAGGUUAUUAAAUUCUUAUACAAAUUGUUGGAUAUAUAGUUAUUUUCAUAUUUCAGACAAUGUACAGUACUGGUGGUUCAAAGUUCUAUUACUAGCCAUGAAAAGAUC
Molecule: messenger RNA, 1948 nt
Organism: Ilex paraguariensis (yerba mate)
Lineage: Eukaryota; Viridiplantae; Streptophyta; Magnoliopsida; Aquifoliales; Aquifoliaceae
Source: the annotation of a GenBank genome assembly